AUGAUCGCGAAAAAGGACGACGGCAAAGGGUUCCGCGUCACCCUCGUUCUCGGGUUGUUGUAUAUUACGAUAAGUCACGUGAGUAGUUUCGAAUCGGCGAAUAGUACCGCCUCGAUCACCGACGGCACGCGACAGAGUAUCGAGGGCCGAACGGGCGAGGAGAAUCUCCCGUCGACGAGGAGCGGACCGUUUACGCGUACCAAGGACAGCUAUCUAGAAGCGUUGAGGCACUCUCGUACCAGCACGGACCCGCGCGAGGGAAUCAUCGCGGUGGAUGCACCGAACAAUGCCGGAUCGUUCCAGCGAAGGAAGGAACAAGAGCAGCAGGGGCCGGUGUACGCUGCCAACGAACGAUCCGAGAUUUCUACCGCCUCCUCGCGAAUAUCCUACGCUCCUCAGGAUCGGGAUUCGUUUUCGACGGUUCCCAGCGAUUCGUACUCUCUGCCAAGUCGGCCGUCCGGGGACUUUGCCAGUGGUAAGAACACUUACGGACCACCGCCGCGAGGCUCUUACGGGGCACCUUACAACGAUUACUCUGCCUACGGAGACUACGCUUCCGCCGGUGGAUCCUAUCCGUCGUCGCAGCAAGCGUACGGACCGGCAACUGCGGGCUACGGCGUUCCUUACGGGCACGGAGUACCCCACGGGAUGCCAGAGCCGGUGCCUGUGCACCUAGGAUUUCCCUCCGUCGACUUUUCCUGGCCGUUCGCCCUCAAACUGAACGCUUUCACCUUGGCCAAGAUUCUCCUCAAGCUGGUCAUUUUCAAGAUGAUCGUGAAAUUUAUCGCCGUGAUCUGCCUGUUGCUCUUCAUUCCCAAGCUGGAGAUGAAGAAAAAGGGUAACAAAGGGGGCACGAACAACGACGACGAGGACGAGGACGAGGGACGCGGCACGAUCGACGGUAAAUUUCUUCCAACAGGCGAAUCGAGGGCGUGGGAACGACUGAAUCUGUUAACCGCGGUGGUGAACGACGCCCUGAAAGAACACGGACGCUCGAACUGCUCGACGCUCGAAUGUCGAGUCCGACGAGAUUUUGCACGCGAGCAGGCCUGGCCGGAUUACGAACAACUGCUGCAGAGCUACGUCGCGGAGGAAACGCGACGUUCCCGCGCAAAGUCUCAACUUUCUCCGGUCGAAUAAGAAUAAAUGGUAGUCUAGCAGUUGAUAGUUGUAGGAAAGUUUCUCGAAUAGUUCUGCGGCGGGAUCGACGGACCGUAAAGUUUGCUCGCGAU
Habropoda laboriosa is the source of this 1232-nucleotide messenger RNA. RefSeq lists its product as uncharacterized. Lineage: Eukaryota; Metazoa; Arthropoda; Insecta; Hymenoptera; Apidae. The record is from RefSeq and is a predicted model, not a curated record. The coding region runs from base 1 to 1140 and encodes 379 amino acids. The transcript has 2 exons.